UCCGGAGCGUGGGGAUCCCGCCGGGAGAGUCGGGCUGCGCGGUGAGAGCCCAGGGGUGUGGGGCGGGGGAUCCCAGCCAGUCCCCGCCCUGUUCUCCCGCCCCUCCCCCGCCUCCUCCAUGCCCCUCCCCCCGCCUCCCCUCUGGUUGGAAAGUUUCUAGAAUCUCUUCCCAGCGGCCUUUGCGGUUCCAACAUGGCGGAGCUGACGGUGGAGGUUCGCGGCUCCAACGGGGCUUUCUACAAGGGGUUUAUUAAAGAUGUUCAUGAAGACUCCCUGACGGUUGUUUUUGAAAACAAUUGGCAACCAGAACGCCAGGUUCCAUUUAAUGAAGUUAGGUUACCGCCACCACCUGAUAUAAAAAAAGAAAUCAGUGAAGGAGAUGAAGUAGAGGUAUAUUCAAGAGCAAAUGAUCAAGAACCUUGUGGAUGGUGGUUGGCUAAAGUUCGGAUGAUGAAAGGAGAAUUUUAUGUCAUUGAGUAUGCUGCGUGUGAUGCCACUUACAAUGAAAUAGUCACAUUUGAACGACUUCGGCCUGUCAAUCAAAAUAAAACUGUCAAAAAAAAUACCUUCUUUAAAUGCACUGUGGAUGUUCCUGAGGAUUUGAGAGAGGCGUGUGCUAAUGAAAAUGCACAUAAAGAUUUCAAGAAAGCAGUAGGAGCAUGCCGAAUUUUUUACCAUCCAGAAACCACACAACUAAUGAUAUUGUCUGCCAGUGAAGCAACUGUGAAAAGAGUGAAUAUUUUAAGUGAUAUGCAUUUGCGAAGUAUUCGUACAAAGUUGAUGCUUAUGUCUAGAAAUGAAGAGGCCACUAAGCAUUUAGAAUGUACAAAACAACUUGCAGCAGCUUUUCACGAAGAAUUUGUUGUGAGAGAAGAUUUGAUGGGCCUGGCGAUAGGAACACAUGGUAGUAACAUACAGCAAGCCAGGAAAGUGCCUGGAGUUACAGCUAUUGAGUUGGAUGAAGACACUGGAACAUUUAGAAUCUAUGGGGAGAGUGCUGAUGCUGUAAAAAAGGCUAGAGGUUUCUUGGAAUUUGUGGAAGAUUUUAUUCAGGUUCCUAGGAAUCUGGUUGGAAAAGUAAUUGGAAAAAAUGGCAAGGUUAUUCAAGAAAUAGUGGACAAAUCUGGUGUAGUUCGAGUAAGAAUUGAAGGAGAUAAUGAAAAUAAGCUACCUAGAGAAGAUGGGAUGGUUCCGUUUGUGUUUGUUGGCACUAAAGAAAGCAUCGGAAAUGUGCAAGUUCUUUUAGAGUAUCAUAUUGCUUACCUAAAGGAAGUAGAACAGCUAAGAAUGGAACGCCUACAGAUUGAUGAACAGCUACGACAGAUUGGUAUGGGUUUCAGACCUUCUUCCACCAGAGGGCCUGAAAAAGAAAAAGGAUAUGCCACUGAUGAAAGUACCGUCUCUUCUGUACAAGGUUCUAGGUCUUAUAGUGGAAGAGGCAGAGGUCGUCGGGGCCCUAAUUACACCUCCGGUUAUGGUACAAACUCUGAGCUGUCUAACCCCUCUGAAACAGAAUCUGAGCGCAAAGAUGAGCUGAGUGAUUGGUCACUGGCAGGAGAAGAUGAUAGAGAUAGCCGGCAUCAGCGUGACAGUAGGAGACGCCCAGGAGGAAGGGGCAGAAGUGUUUCUGGGGGUCGAGGUCGUGGUGGACCACGUGGUGGCAAAUCCUCCAUCAGUUCUGUGCUCAAAGAUCCAGACAGCAAUCCAUACAGCUUACUUGAUAACACAGAAUCAGAUCAGACUGCAGACACGGACGCCAGUGAAUCCCACCACAGUACUAACCGUCGCAGGCGGUCUCGUAGACGGAGGACUGAUGAAGACGCGGUUCUGAUGGACGGAAUGACGGAGUCUGAUACAGCUUCGGUGAAUGAAAAUGGACUAGAUGAUAGUGACAAAAAACCCCAGCGACGCAAUCGUAGCCGCAGGCGUCGUUUCAGGGGUCAGGCAGAAGAUAGACAGCCAGUCACAGUUGCAGAUUAUAUUUCUAGAGCUGAGUCUCAGAGCAGACAAAGAAACCUCCCAAGGGAAACUUUGGCUAAAAACAAGAAAGAAAUGGUAAAAGAUGUGAUUGAAGAGCACGGUCCUUCAGACAAGGCAAUAAAUGGCCCAACAAGUGCUUCUGGCGAUGAAAUGUCUCAGCUACAACGUACUCCAGGAGAAGACAAGAGUGACACCUUAAAAGAAGAAAACACUCAAGAAUCGGCAGUCCUGAAUGGCGUCCCAUAAACUGAACACGUUCCUAGUUUACAGCUCUUUUACAUUACAUUUUACAAUAAUAGUGCUUGUACAGCUUGCCAAAGAUAGAAUAUGGAUCGCCAGUCUUUACACCGCACUUUCAGUUCCUCCAUUUGGAAUUCAGAAAGGGGAGGGAUCCUGAGGAAAUCCUAUGUUAAACAUACUUUGACACCUACUGUGUUAUAAAAUAUAUCAUCAGAUGUGCCUUGAGAAUAGUAUAUGUAACAUUAAAAAAAAGUUGCUGGCUAUAGGAAAUGUUAUUUUGUUUUCAAAAUAUGGCAGAGAUGGGGGAGGGAGACGGGUGGGGUGUGGGAUCCCUAACAUAAUACUCUAUGAAAGCAUUAGCUGCUUUUGUUACAUUUUUAAUAAUAUGCAACCACUCCUUCACCUGAGGAAAACUAGGAUGAAAUGCAGUCUAAAAUAUUUUGCACUGAAUUGUAAUUUCUUCAUUAGUUUAGUCUGGAAACUGGUCUGUUUUACUGUGUUUUUUAAAUGCUGUAUGUGGAGGAAAAGCUGCACACCACUGGAAGACAUUUGUCAAACUCACCUGCAGGGACACUGGGUGAUAUCGGCAGUGACUGUUCUACAUUGAGGCUUUGUUUGGUUUAUUUAUUAAAGUGUACAGUAUUUAAAAAUCAAACAUAGCUUUAGUAAAAACACUAAGCUGAAUUCGUCAUGUCCAUUCAGACAUAACCUGAACUACUGAAAAGAUCAAUUUCCAGAAGGUUUAUUCUAUGUAAACUACAUGUUAGUCUUGAGUAGGGUAUUAUCCUCACUACCCCCCCCUUUUUUUUAAUUUUGGUUGUUUGAUGUGCAAUAUGUUUUUGUAUGCAGGUAGUAAAUAAACUUUGAUCUUCCA
Molecule: messenger RNA, 3094 nt
Organism: Erinaceus europaeus (western European hedgehog)
Lineage: Eukaryota; Metazoa; Chordata; Mammalia; Eulipotyphla; Erinaceidae
Gene: FXR1
Product: FMR1 autosomal homolog 1
Exons: 17
Coding region: 193-2226 (677 amino acids)
Biological process (GO): positive regulation of translation; regulation of translation at postsynapse, modulating synaptic transmission; regulation of modification of synaptic structure
Cellular component (GO): postsynaptic density; dendritic spine; dendritic spine neck
Molecular function (GO): mRNA 3'-UTR binding; protein homodimerization activity; translation regulator activity
Source: RefSeq, a predicted model, not a curated record